AUGCUCACCCGCCUCCUCAACAAACUCCUCACCGCCCUACACCUCCGCCGCCCCUCCCCCUGGGACCCGCCGACCGUGCUAGACUGGCUGCUGACCUCGCCCCUCCAACACCUCACCGCGCUGCUAUACCGGCACGUGCUGCUGCCGCUGCGGGGCGCGCCCUUCCGGCCGGCGCCCGGCCGGCGCCCGAUCCGCGUGGUCUGCCUGUCGGACACGCACGGCCGCACCGCACUGCCCCCCGCCGCCGCCGCCGGCGGCGGCGUCCCCGCGGGCGACCUGCUCGUGCACUGCGGCGACCUGACGGACGGCGGCACGGCCGCGGAGAUCCAGGCGCAGAUCGACUGGUUGCGGGCGCUGCCGCACCGGUGGAAGGUUGUUGUCGGCGGGAAUCAUGACGUCUGGUUGGAUGCGGCUGUUAGGGGACAGUUGGGGGAGAAGGAGGGCGGCGGGGUGGUGGUGGAUUUUAGCGGGGUGGAGUAUCUCUGUGACCGGGCGGUGGAGCUCGAGUUCGAGGGCGGGAGGAGGCUGAAUGUGUACGGCUGGGGCGCGGUGCCGUGGUGUGGCGAGGGCUUUGCGUACCAAUACCAGAGGGAGCAGCAUCCGUGGGAGGGCAGGAUACCGGAGGAGACGGACGUGCUGGUGACGCACACCCCACCGCGCCACCACCUCGACCUCGGGCUCGGAUGCGCCGGCCUCCUCGACGAGGUCUGGCGGGUCAAGCCGAAGCUGCACGUCUUCGGCCACGUGCACUGGGGCCACGGCACGGAGGCCGUCUACUUCGACGAGUGCCAGCGGGCCUACGAGUCGCUCAUGUCGCGGCCUGCCAGGGGCCUGUUCUACGACCUCAUCCCGAGUAUGCGGUGGGUUGACGCGUUCAACGUGCUGUACUACGGCGUCGGCAACAUCCUGUGGAAAUGGAUCAUGCUCGGGCCGGGCAGCAACAACGGCGCGCUGAUGGCCAAUGCAUCGGUCAUGUACGGUAACACCGGCAAGUUGGGUAAUCCGGUGAUUGUGGUGGACUUGUAA
Thermothielavioides terrestris NRRL 8126 is the source of this 1026-nucleotide messenger RNA. RefSeq lists its product as uncharacterized. Gene Ontology annotation, molecular function: hydrolase activity. NCBI's taxonomy places the organism in Eukaryota, Fungi, Ascomycota, Sordariomycetes, Sordariales, Chaetomiaceae. The transcript has 3 exons. The record is from RefSeq and is a predicted model, not a curated record. Bases 1 to 1026 code for a protein of 341 amino acids.